GCUUGACUUUUAAUUUGACUGAGUCUUUUUUGCAAUUUUUUGGGGUGUUUUUUAUUUUUAUUUUCUUUCUAGUCAGAGGAACAGAUUCGGAUGGAAAAUGGGAGACGCCACCAAACUGGCCUUCGCCGUUUUCCUUAUCUCCUGCUCUUCAGGGGCCAUCCUGGGACGCUCGGAGACGCAGGAAUGCGCCUACUACAACUCCAGCUGGGAAAAGGAGCGCACCAACCGCAGCGGCAUCGAGCCGUGCUAUGGAGAGAAAGACAAGCGGCGGCACUGCUUCGCCACGUGGAAGAACGUGUCGGGCACCGUGGAGGUCGUCAAGCAAGGCUGCUGGCUGGACGACGUCAACUGCUACGACAGUAACGAGUGCGUGGAGAGGAAGGAGAGUCCAGACGUUUUCUUCUGCUGCUGUGAAGGCAACAUGUGCAACGAGAGGUUCCUGUACGCCCCUGAAGUGACCACGCCGGGCGACCAGCACCAUUCGACCGCCUACACCACCUCCAACCCAUUUUCCCCGAAGCCCCAGCUCUUCAGCACUCUGCUCUACUCGCUGGUUCCCAUCAUAGGCCUCGCCGCCGUCGUCCUCUUCUCUUUCUGGAUGUGGAGGCACCACAAACUGGCCUACCCGGCGGCCCUCGUCCCCACACAUGAUCCCGGGCCCUCGCCCCCGUCCCCAAUUCUGGGGCACAAGCCGCUGCAGCUGAUCGAGGUGAAAGCCAGAGGGCGUUUCGGGUGCGUGUGGAAGGCCCAGCUGCUGAACGAAUUUGUGGCCGUUAAGAUCUUCCCAAUUCAGGACAAGCUGUCUUGGCAGAACGAAUAUGAGAUCUUCAGCGUGAGCGGCAUGAAGCACGACAACAUCCUCCACUUUAUCGGCGCGGAGAAGAGGAGCAACAACCUGGACCUGGAGCUGUGGCUCAUCACCGCCUACCACGACAAGGUAACGCUGUCCGGCAGCACCACCAGCAACCUGCUAAAUUUAUUCCUUUAUUUACUGAGUCUUUUUUGUGUGUUUGUUUUAUAA
Messenger RNA from Plectropomus leopardus (leopard coralgrouper), 1021 nucleotides. Lineage: Eukaryota; Metazoa; Chordata; Actinopteri; Perciformes; Serranidae. The record is from RefSeq and is a predicted model, not a curated record.